This is a messenger RNA of Cyprinus carpio (common carp), 868 nucleotides long. It is a transcript of the gene mrps23, whose product is annotated as mitochondrial ribosomal protein S23. The transcript has 5 exons. Lineage: Eukaryota; Metazoa; Chordata; Actinopteri; Cypriniformes; Cyprinidae. Bases 130 to 705 code for a protein of 191 amino acids. Gene Ontology annotation, cellular component: mitochondrion; ribosome. Gene Ontology annotation, molecular function: structural constituent of ribosome. The record is from RefSeq and is a predicted model, not a curated record. Gene Ontology annotation, biological process: translation.
GUACCCGUAGUAACACCGGAAGUCGUGUAUCCGUGCUGCAGCAGAGAGCGUGUAACUGUCACCGUUUCCUGACUUUUCUGUGAUAUUUAUUCAUAUUUAAUUAAAUUUGUAUUAUCAUAUAGACAUAUUAUGGCUGGAAGUCGACUUGAGAAAUUCGGGACCGUAUUUACGCGGGUUCGUGAUUUAAUGCGAGCUGGAGUCAUCAAGCACGAGGAAAGGCCCAUCUGGUUUGAUGUGUAUGCUGCUUUUCCUCCUAAGAGAGAACCUCUCUAUGAGAAAGCUGUGAGACCACUGAAGAUACAUGCAGCAGAUACUGUACCUGAAAUCUUAUACAAAGAGGAUGAAAUACGAGCGAAGUUCUUUGAGGUUUAUGGUAAUGGACCAAGAGCUUUUGAGCUCCUCAAGCCCAAUUUUGUAUCAUCAUGUCAGAGGUUUGUUAUGAAGUACGGUGAAUUAGAAAGCAGAGGGGAUGUCAAACCUGAGCUGCUGUUUGAAGAGACUGCAAAAGUGCUGCUUGCAGAGGGCAUUUAUUUAAGAAAGAGAGGAGGACCUGCGGUGAGCCUGAGAGCUAGGGUUUGUUUAUUGUUCUUUAGAUUGACUGACAUGUUGGCAGAGCAGCAAAGAGACACAGACGUGGAGACAAAUAUUCCAGAGAAACAGCCAGGGGCAGAGAUGGUGAACCCUGACAGACAGACAUCGUCAUAAAUGUACCACUUCUCUUCAGUUAGGGCAGUGUAAACUGCUCCUGCCUCUAGCACAUCAGUGUGCCGGUCAAUCAUGCAAUCAAACACUGGGACACAGAUAUAGUUUGUACAGUUGUGGACACUGUAAACUCACGUGUCUUUACCCUUUGCUGGUGUCAAAUGAG